AGUAAUAAAGUUAUUAUUAAAUUUCUCUAAUUGCACUACGUCGGCGCUUUCGGGAAAACGACUUCUCGAUAAUUGUGCUCUAACAGAUCAGCACAGUAUUCCAGAUUUAUAUCGACGAUGAGUCCGCUAAUUUCCAAGGCGUUCACUCUUUGCCAUUUCCGUCCAGGGUUCAAUCUGGUAGUUCGUUUGUUUUCAGUAUCUAUUUAUCACAACACACGAUUGGCCGAGGUAGGCAGAUUAGAGCUGCCGAAAGCGCAAGGCAAAUAUGAAACGGGUCAACUAUUCCUACACCGAGUAUUCGGGUAUCGUGGUGUGAUACUGUUCCCAUGGCUGGCAAGAGUGUAUGACCGUGAUCUGCCAAAUCAAUCCAAAGGAAAUCAGCUGGAAAGUGUUGCUUCGGAGUCCACCGAAGGCGGUGCUGCUGGUAAUGCGAGCAAAGAAGUUCAGAAGAAAACGCACACGUUCUACCAGGUGUUGAUCGAUCAGCGAGAUUGUCCGUACAUACGUGCGCAAACGGAAGCGGUAACGUUUCUGGGGAAUCAAGAAUCAAGCCGAAGUUUGUACGCAAUCCCGGGCCUAGACUAUGUGGCGCACGAGGACAUACUACCGUACAGCUCUGGAGAACAGCAUCCCUUACAGCACGAGUUGUUUGACAAGUUCUUAGCCCACCAGCCGGACAAAGAUCCACCGUUUGUAGCGCAGGAAACACUGCGCGCCUGGCAGAAAAAGAACCAUCCGUGGUUGGAGCUAUCCGAUGUGCAUAAGGAAACGACGGAAGGUAUUCGCGUAACAGUCAUACCGUUCUAUAUGGGCUGCAGAGAAACUCCGGCAGCUUCCGUCUACUGGUGGCGCUACUGUAUUCGAUUAGAAAAUCUAGGCGAACUAAGCGUACAGCUCAGGGAAAGACACUGGAGAAUAUUUUCCCUUUCCGGUACACUUGAAACAGUUCGCGGACGGGGUGUAGUCGGUCAGGAACCCAUUUUAAGCCCGCGUCUUCCCGCGUUCCAGUACAGCUCGCACGUUAGCUUGCAGGCACCCAGUGGUCAUAUGUGGGGAACGUUCCGUAUGGAGCGCGAAGAUGGUCAUAUGUUCGACUGCCGUAUUCCACCCUUCUCGCUCGAGAGUAAACCCGAUGAUAACAGUGGAAACGGCAAUAUCGACGACACGAAUUCAGCUCUUGGUGUAACCUCGAAACAACCGUCUACGGGUACAGGACCGAGCGGAGGUGACGAAACUGUAUCCACGUCUACUACGGCAACGACAACAACAUCCACGAAACCAAAUACUAAAAAUAACAAAAACGACGGUGAUGACAAUGUUUGAUCAUCAGCAAGAAGAGGGUUUGUUUUUUUUUUUACAAUAUCGUUUAAAAUCAAGCGGUCUUGGAGCCAUCAAUGGAAGACGCAAGCUCAGUCAGAACUCAUGUAAAUAAUCCUAUAUAUCGUUAAAUUUAUUAAACUGCAAGGAGAAUAUAAACGUAUCUUAGGACAAAA
Anopheles funestus (African malaria mosquito) is the source of this 1493-nucleotide messenger RNA. RefSeq names its product polymerase delta-interacting protein 2 (gene POLDIP2). Bases 118 to 1323 code for a protein of 401 amino acids. Gene Ontology annotation, biological process: error-free translesion synthesis. Lineage: Eukaryota; Metazoa; Arthropoda; Insecta; Diptera; Culicidae. Gene Ontology annotation, molecular function: DNA binding. The record is from RefSeq and is a predicted model, not a curated record. The transcript is spliced from 3 exons. Gene Ontology annotation, cellular component: nucleus; mitochondrial nucleoid.